Molecule: messenger RNA, 1568 nt
Organism: Vitrella brassicaformis
Lineage: Eukaryota; Vitrellaceae
Source: the annotation of a GenBank genome assembly
CAUCAGGCAGCUUGGCGUAUAGUGUGCAGUUGGCCUCUGUAGCAGCAUGAAAGAAGGCAUUCCGUUCUGCCGCGUUCCGGGCGACGUCACACAGACAAUCACCAGCUACCUGGACUCACCCUCCGCCCUCUCGCUGCGCCUUGUCGACAAAUGCCGCGCCGCCGCCCUCACUUUGGCGUCGUUAAUCGCCCUCUUCAGCAGCCUGCUGGCCAGCAUCGCUAACGAUGCCGAAUUGGAGGGUCUACUCCAGGUGCCCAUCCCGCAGCUGCCGCUAAACAGCGACUUGAGCCACUUCUACACAAGCGGCAUCACCCGCUGGCUGUUUCAUCAGCUCAUCUCUCGACUCUGCAUCUUGGAUAACUGCGGUUUGUCUCGAUGGCGGCUGCCCCUGCUGAUGCUGUACUACAUCAGAGGUCGGCGGCCCCUGGUGCUAGAGAAAAAGAACUUUGGCGUCUUCGAUUCCGUCGCUGAUGCCCUGCGGCAGCCGGAGGCGAAGCGUCAGUGGUCUGUGAUGAGCCACUGCCUGCAGCUGAGUCUCAGCCAGGGUGGUGCGCAGCCUGUGAUGGAGUAUGGGCGCAUCAGCAGCCCAUCCAACAUCCGCCACCACCUGCGCAUCGCUGUACGCGACAGCCCCAGCCCGCUCUGCCCUGAUGCAUUCGACCCAAAGGACCCCACCACGGAGAUCGACCAGACAGACACCGUCUUCCACACCUACAGUGGUGCGCAGCAAGCAAGGCGACAGACUUGUGUGUGUAUAUAUGAAUGUGGCCUCCAUGCCAUGUGUCCAUGUGUCUGAUGUGGUGGGGUUCAUUCGUGCAGGCAUGGUAGCGUUCACCCUGGCGGGCCUCUCCCGCCGGCCCUCGGGGCGAGAUGCCAUUAGACCGAGGGCCACCCCCGGGACGGCCGUGAGCUUCCUGUGGUUCGCCCGCGAUCGCAGUUCGGCCAUCGCUCGGUGGGUCAGGGCCGUGCUCGAGUACCCGGCAUCAGCCCUGCCCAUGCGCGUGUACGACAAGGUGCUGCGUCGAGGAACUGACCGCAGGUCUGUGAGCGAGCGGGGCACGUCCAUCGAGAUCCGCAACAGCCGAUACCGCCUCAUCGUGGUGACCACAAGCACACAGCAUGGGCACUUUGCGUGCGUCACAGUCGGAGAUUACCCAUCGUUGGUCAGUGGGCUGGCAGGGACUUGUCGGUGCUCAUAUGAGCGCGCGUGAAGGUUGCGUGUGUGUGCACCACAGGACAUCUAUACGACAGAGCAGCCGCCCUUCACCGCCACCCGCGCCGCUUUGCAGAUGCUGCUGGGGCAGCAGGCGGCUGAUGAGGUGUGGUGGUCGCUGGUGGACGACGAGCAUGUCACGGUGCAUGUCUGAGGCAGAGAUGGAGAGAGAGGGGGCUGCCUGGGUGGAUGGGGUGACAGGUAGACAAAUAACAGAUAGGGGCCGCGGAGGGCGGAGCCUGCCUGCCUGGGUGGGGUUGUUUUGUUCGGUUUUGUCUUGUGUGUGUGUGUGUGUGUAAAGACCCUGUGUGAACAAGACCACGUGUGUCAAAAGCUACUAUGUAUGAUGAUACCA